Molecule: messenger RNA, 1332 nt
Organism: Ostreococcus tauri
Lineage: Eukaryota; Viridiplantae; Chlorophyta; Mamiellophyceae; Mamiellales; Bathycoccaceae
Exons: 1
Coding region: 1-1332 (443 amino acids)
Source: RefSeq, a predicted model, not a curated record
AUGCAAACGCCGAGUGCGGAGCGCACCGAAGCGCCGGACGCAUUCGAAUCGCAGUCCGACGUGACGGGAGACGAUGUGCACGACCACGUGCUUCUGUCCGCGCUACGCACCGUCGUUAGAUCGUCUGGUGGCGCGCCCUCUGCGGCGAAAGGGGGGCGCAACUACGCGUGGACGAACACCGAAUCGCCCGCCGCUUUACUCGCGCGCGAGGGCGCCAAUAACAAAGAGCAGCGCGAGAAGACUGAUGUUAGGGCCAAAGACUGCCAACGUCGCUUCAUCGGUGCACUUCGCGUCGUAGAAGCUUCGCACGCGGAGCUCGAGCAGAAGAACAUAUCCGGCCCAUUUUUGCCCAUCCUCUACCGCAAAGCGAACGUCGAUAUGGCCGCGACGCCGCAACAAGCGGCGACGCAACGCGGCGGAAACGAAGGCAAAUCGGUGCUUGUACGCGGAGACGCGAUCUACGCGUGCAUCGUCAAGCACGUAUUACCAGUCGCCCGCAGAACGUACACGCAUCGUGAGUCGGGCAUCAACUGGAUGGACGUCUCCGCGGCUGUCAGCGCGCAUGUCGACGCGUUGCUGACCGCAGAGCCACCGCUGAGUAAAACGGACCGCGAAUUACUAUCUGCAGCUCACUAUGCAUGGCAGUGGACGUGCCCGGAGAAUCCCGAUGUCUGCGCGUCGUCGACGCUAAGCAAGCACGCCUUGAUGAGCUUCAACCUCACAAAGACCCUCGCGCGUCCCGCGGAAGCGUAUCCCCAGAACCGCGCGGACCAGCGCUCGCGGAAAGCGUUGCGUGAGACAUCGCAACGCGGUGCUGUGGCUGCAAUGCGUGCGACUGACUCCGCGCAAAAGCGAAGGCGUGAACAAGAUGAACUUCGGACGUCCCUUCUCAAGAAGAAGACUCAAGUUUUAGCGCUGCUCGAGGAGGAGCUGCUGGCCAUGCGAGCAGAGCGACUGCGCGAAUCUAACCCAUCCGACGACCAUCGUGUGGGACUCAUCGCAUCCGGUGCGACCGAUUCCCAUGCACGCGCGGGUGGACUCACGUUUGCCGAACGCCUCGAACGCACAGAUGAGGAAGAAGCAUCGAACGAAAACGCUGACGAGUGCGCGACCGACGUGGCGCGCGCAACGGAACCCGCGAUGUCACCGGCACAAGAAAACGUUCCGCCGAACGAAUCUCACGGGCGCGACGCGCAGACUACGGCGUGCCAGGUACCAGUCACUACCACUCAGGACGAAGCAUGUGUGCCAUCUACUGAUGUCACGCCCGCGUGUACGCCGCGACGAUCGGUUCGCGCAUCGAAGCCCAAUCUGCGUUUGCAGCGUGUGUAA